AUUAUUUAAUGUAUUUAUCCGGCUCCAGUAAACUCAACUCUCCCCCUUUGUUCAGCACCUCUGCUCAAACAGCUGAUAACGAAGUGACCUCCAUUGCGCAUGCCCUGAUAAUUGGACUUGCUCCACGUAGACGCCUGACAGCUAAUCAAAGCAAACCAGGUUUUUCUUCAGCCAGCUGUCAAAACUCAUUCCCCGUGAAGUGAAGCUUUUGCCAGGAUUACUUAGCGUUGGAAAGGAAUAUUACAUUGCUAUAUAGUCCAGAGGAACCCUCCAAGAGUGCCGCCCAUCGAGUUGAUGCCGAGAAGCAGCAGUGGCGUUUGGGGCCAGCAGGUUAGAGCCGGACAAUCUGGCCAGGAUGAGGCUGCUCAAGGAACUGAUGCGUGUGGCCACCCAACAUCGCGCCUUCUAUUGCUACGUGCUGCUCAGUGUAUGGAUAUUCCUUUUAAUAGCAGGAAUGUAUCGCUACAUGGGCAAUGUUGAAUCGAAUCCAGGAGGUGGCUCUGUUUUUGGGCCCAGUUCAUCGGGCACCAUCAGUUCCUUGGGCGGCGAAUCCUUGGCCUCCUCGACAACCCAUCGAUUCGCAAAGUUCAGGGAACGCUGUGCUCCGCUGUCUCAACUGCAACGGUUGGAUGACGGCGGCAUCUUGGAGGGUUGGAAGCUUCAGGGAGUGCUCCUGGUCAUCAGGCACGGGGAUCGAGGACCCAUUUCGCAUGUCCGCAGUGCUGGCAUCAAUUGCGGCGUGAGUGGGGGCCAAGAUAACCUGGUGAACAGAUAUCGCAGCUUUUUGUACAACUCGAGUAGCUCGGCAUCGGGCUCAAAUCACAUGUACUGGAACAAGGUGGGAGCUUUCCACGGGUUUCCCCUGCUCCCGGCCACGGAACGUGGUUGUCCUUUGGGUCAGCUUACCUACAAGGGCAUUUCGCAGCUACUUCACGUGGGCGACAUCAUGCACCAGGUUUAUGCCCAUCCACUGGGUCUCCUGCUCAAACCGAAUCCCAAUCGUGCUUCGGUGGAAACCACUCCGCACACGCUUCUCAAUUCCGAUGAAGUGGUGGUCUUCACCACUCGCUAUCGGCGCACCUUUCAAUCGGCCCUGGCCAUGUUGUUCUCCCUGCUGCCUGCGGAUAAAUGGAUGGCUCUGAAUAUCCGCGAAUCCCACAGCAUGGCCUUCUGUUUCGGGGAGUGUAGUUGCCCCCAGUCGGCUCUCCUGCGGAAACGCUUAGAGGCCAUGGGCGAUAAGCAGCUCCUGAAACGUUCCGAAGUCCUGGAAGUGAUGAAGUGGAUCGGAGGCACCAUACUACAGCACACUCCAAAUGGCAUAAGUAAUCCCUUCGAGGUGGUGGAUGCCCUGUUGACAGUUCUCUGCCACGAUGCUCCUUUGCCAUGUCGUAGAAAAAAGCAGGUUUCCACCCCAAAGUCACUCAAAAAGAACCCUAAUCAGGAACUGUUGGAUGUGAUUAAUAUAGAUCAGGAUGAAACGGUUGCCAAUCCCGUACAGGAAGUACAAAACCAGCCUGAACCUGAUUCUCCCGAGGUGGAAAACGGAAAUCCUUUGAUGCAGGCCGACGAAUCCCAAGAAGGUUGCGUUGAACCUGCCCAGGUGGACACCCUGAUGUCCUUUGCCGAUGAGCUUUCGCAACGAUCUGCCGCUCACUCUUACUAUAAGCUAUCCGGACUGCUGCGAUCCUACGGCAUGAUCCGCCACAUAGUCAGCUAUAUGCUCAAGAUGAUCUCCGGCGAUAGGACAAAGUUUGUUUUAUACUCCGGCCAUGAUUGUACGAUGCAAUAUCUGACAGCUGCCUUGGGAAUAAUUACCAGCCAGGGUCAAACUAUAGCCUAUGCCUCCAGAUUGGCAUUUGAAGUUUAUCGGAGUGAAGCCCAUACCGAUUAUUAUUUCCGAGUGGUUUACAACGGCAGAGAUGUGACGCAACAGAUAGAUUUCUGCGAGGGAGGAAAGAGCCUGAGGGUCACCAGAGAUUCGAGAGGAAAUAAAGCCGACCUGUGUCCCAUAGAAAACAUCAUUCGUUUCCUGCACGAGGAUUACUUCAGUCCACUUAAUGCCACCAAUUUUAAAGAAGCUUGCGGAGCUGUCAAUCCUCCAAAGGCUGGGGAGUUUUAGAUACCCCAGUAGCUGAAAAGUAGAAAAGCCCUUUUCAAACUGUGAUAAGUAGUUAAGAUUCCACCCGAAAAACGAGGAGAGCAACGUCCAGCUUAUCCCAAACCGGAAACGACCGCUUUUUAGCGAUGUUAUCUUUUUUACACUUAGUCGAAACUUAGUUAAUGCAUUCAACUUGUUGAUCCACAAAUCGAAAACGAUACAUAUCAAAGGAGCACUUGUUAGCUAUUAAGGGGGGAAAUACAAUUAGAAGGCCUGAAAUGAGGGCUAUCUUUGGGAGUGGAUUGCAAGUAGAGUAUUAAAUGAAUCUUAGUGAUUC
Drosophila ficusphila is the source of this 2435-nucleotide messenger RNA. RefSeq names its product 2-phosphoxylose phosphatase 1. The record is from RefSeq and is a predicted model, not a curated record. Gene Ontology annotation, biological process: dephosphorylation. NCBI's taxonomy places the organism in Eukaryota, Metazoa, Arthropoda, Insecta, Diptera, Drosophilidae. Gene Ontology annotation, molecular function: phosphatase activity. The transcript is spliced from 5 exons. The coding region runs from base 356 to 2119 and encodes 587 amino acids.